This is a messenger RNA of Penicillium samsonianum, 333 nucleotides long. RefSeq lists its product as uncharacterized. The transcript is spliced from 3 exons. Lineage: Eukaryota; Fungi; Ascomycota; Eurotiomycetes; Eurotiales; Aspergillaceae. The coding region runs from base 1 to 333 and encodes 110 amino acids. The record is from RefSeq and is a predicted model, not a curated record.
AUGAUGGGAUUGACACUGCUUUCCGCGAUUGUCACGAUUGUUAAAGCAACAUAUUUGAACCUAUUCACCGACCACACUGAUCCUCGUGGUGCCAUUGGUGCUUUGGUGACUCUUAGGAUUGAGCAAAACGUUGUCAUUGUAGCCGCUUGUAUCCCGACACUCCGCCCCUUAUUCCGCAAAGUAUUCAAGUCUACCACUGGCUCUUCUGGCGAAGUCACCUCACGAAGUGGAACGGGCUCCGGCUUCAAGCCCUCAUACAAUUCCAGACAACCUGGCUCUAAGCGGGCACUAUCCGCGACGGAAUUGCCCCUCCAGGAUAUAAAACAGCAAUAG